GUGGCCUCUUGUCUCUGACACUGCUCUCCGUACAGGUCGGUCUGGGGUUCUAGCAGCUGGCCCCGACCCCCACCCCCGCGUGGAAGAUGCCGGAGCAGAGCAACGACUACCGAGUGGUCGUGUUCGGGGCGGGCGGCGUGGGCAAGAGCUCGCUGGUGCUGCGCUUCGUGAAGGGCACCUUCCGGGACACCUACAUCCCCACCAUCGAGGACACCUACCGGCAGGUGAUCAGCUGCGACAAGAGCGUGUGCACGCUGCAGAUCACCGACACCACGGGCAGCCACCAGUUCCCGGCCAUGCAGCGGCUGUCCAUCUCCAAGGGCCACGCCUUUGUGCUGGUCUUCUCCGUCACCAGCAAGCAGUCGCUGGAGGAACUGGGGCCCAUCUACCAGCUCAUCGUGCAGAUCAAGGGCAGCGUGGAGGACAUCCCCGUCAUGCUGGUGGGCAACAAGUGCGACGAGACGCAGCGGGAGGUGGACACCCGCGAGGCCCAGGCCGUGGCCCAGGAGUGGAAGUGCGCCUUCAUGGAGACCUCGGCCAAGAUGAACUACAACGUCAAGGAGCUCUUUCAGGAGCUGCUCACGCUGGAGACGCGCCGAAACAUGAGCCUCAACAUCGACGGUAAGCGCUCCAGCAAGCAGAAGAGGACAGACCGCAUCAAGGGCAAAUGCGUCCUCAUGUGAGCACGAGCACGGACGCCCGCCCGCCGCCACCGCUGUCCCGGCCCUGCCUCUCCCGACGCCCCCCGCCGCCUCCUCCCCUCCCCCUCCUCUCUCUCAUCCCGUCCACUUCUCUCCCUUCCUCCGACAUCUCUGCUGGGGAAGCUGAGGCCCUGGUGAGCCCGCGGCGGGUCUGGCUCUGUCUCAUCCCUCUGCCCCCCGUCCCGUCUGUACCCCCAAAAGCCAAGUACUGGAGGUGGCCCCCUCGAUCUGCACGUGGGAAAGUGGGGAAACUGCCUGGCCCCGUCGGGACCGAGGAUGCUGGUUUUUCCCCCAUCUCUGCCUGUCUCCUUGUCCCUCAGGACCCCCACCUCUGUCCCUAUCCCCCAGCCAGACCUGUGCACCCCCCCGCAUUAGAUCACUGUGACCUUGCCAGGAGGGGGAGUUGAAAUGCACAUGGACCUCAGAUUUUGUUUUCUCCUAUUUGGUGUUUAAUUAACAUACAUCCUCCCCCCCCACCUCCAUCUCUCAUGACCUCUGGCCUGUGCCCUUCACCUCGGGUCCCGGACCACUCCUCUCGCCCCUGUCCCCGCAGCCUGGGGUGCGGGGGCCUCGCGGGAUGGGUCUCAGGCCACCAGGCAAUAACCACAGGGCCUGCAGCAGCACCCCACCAGCCCGGAGCCCCACUCCUCGCCCGGCCGGGGCCUGGGGUGCAGGCAGGUGAGGCCCGAGACCGGCCGAUGGCCGCAGCACAACUCCAGGGUGCUGUCUGGCGUGAAUAUGGAGGGCCUUCCCGGACAUGGCCCACAGACAGAUCGGCACAGUGUGUCACCACUGAGCCUCGGGGGGGUGGGGAUGUAGGGUGCUGGAGAGGGGUGCCGGGGGCCCAUCCAGGGGCAGGCGACUGGACCCAGCACCAGCAGGAUCUGAGGGGGUCAAGGCAGAGCUCUGACCAGCCGCUUCCUCCCACCAACUGUGCCCCAGAGAGGGGUCCCCCCAGGAAGGCGAGUAUCCUAGAGUUGGAGUAUAUCCGCCACCAUCAGAUUCUGAAUGUUUUUUGAGAGCGUCUAGAUAACUCUACGCUCGUGGGACCCUGUGGGGCUGUGUCUGACAAGUGCGAAGGUGACCUUUUGGCCCAGUUUAGGGGGUGACCGUGGGAUGGUGUAUCUGUGCAGCAUGGUGUACACGAGUGGGUGGCUUGUGUCAAUGCAUGUGUGUAGCUGUCAGUGGGAUGGUGUGUGUGUGUGUGUGUGUGUAAUAAUGGUAUAGGGUGGCUGUCUUUUUGGGAGUGGGUGACGUGAUUUAUCAGAGCAUCCAUAAACCUGUUUGCUCUGACCGUCGGAGGCAUGCUGAGCCUGUCUGACUCUGUAGCAAGAUGGCUCUCAGCUCAAAAUCUGUAUCAGUCAGCUAUGGCUGUGUAACAAAGGACCACAAACUCAGAAACUAGAAUCAAGACACAUUUGUCAUCCCCCAGUUUCUGUGGGUCAGGACUCUGGACAUGGCUUGGCUGGUCUUCUGUGCAGGGUCUCACGAGGCUGUGGUCAGAGUGCUGGCUGGGCUGUGGUCUCAUCUGAAGGGCGGACUGGGGAAGGACCUGCUGCUGAGCUCACGGGGCUGUCGGCAGCACUCAGGUCUCUGUGGUUGCAGGACCCAGGGGCUCGGCUGGUCACUGGCUGUCGACUGGAGCUGCCCUCAGCUCCCUGUCACAUGGGUGACCCCCUGGGGCCGCUCGCAACAUUGGGUGUCAUCGGGCGUGAGGAGGCUGUGUGUGUGUGUGUGCUUCUGUGCACGCUGGGACUGAACUCUGUGUGUAUGUGUGCAUGUGAGAGAGACAGGCCACAUGGCUGUAAGUCGUGUGACCAUGUGGGACUCUAUGUUUCUGUCCAUCUUGGUCACAGCAUGGAUGUUCUCUGUGUUCCUGUGACGUCACUCCACUAAUGUUUACUGGGCACACUAUAAGAGAGAGGGAUUGUGUGUGUGUGUUGGGGGUCACUGCCCGGCACGUGGACAGGCCUGCAGAAGAGCAGUAGCAUCCUGUCUGAGCACAGCUGAGCCCUCUUAUCCUGUGGGGGGCCCAGGGCCCCCCAGCAGCUGGUGAUGCCCUUUCCCUGCUCCGGGAGUGCUUCCUGGGCC
Diceros bicornis minor is the source of this 2792-nucleotide messenger RNA. RefSeq names its product DIRAS family GTPase 1 (gene DIRAS1). The transcript has a single exon. Bases 87 to 683 code for a protein of 198 amino acids. Lineage: Eukaryota; Metazoa; Chordata; Mammalia; Perissodactyla; Rhinocerotidae. Gene Ontology annotation, molecular function: GTPase activity; GDP binding; GTP binding. Gene Ontology annotation, cellular component: plasma membrane. The record is from RefSeq and is a predicted model, not a curated record. Gene Ontology annotation, biological process: signal transduction.